AUGAAUGUACUUCUGAGAGUACCCCUUCUGCUCACUAUCCUCUUGUCUACAAAGAGUGCCCUAGGAGACUAUGGAAAUCUACACUCCGAAACUGAGGAGAUUAGGUCAAUCAUAGUCAUUGAUAACAAUUUUGAGGAUGUGGAAGAUGUAGAAGACGACCUCCAAAAGACUCCCAUCACCCUUGACAUCUCAAGAGAGGUACCCGCUAUGGUUACGACAAUAAAGUUUACUAGAGCCUUUUACUAUGAGAUUGACCAAGACUAUCAUGAAGAUUACAAAAUUGGCAUUGUAAAGGAUGAUGGUCAAGUGAUUGCUGAGGAUAGCGAUCGACUUGUGGAGAGAAUAGUCUACUUUUGCAGAGAAGAUGAUGGGAGAAGGGUCGUUAGAAUCAAUGACUAUUAUCUUACAACAGACGGAGAAAUUACCCUCAAGGCUAACGAGCUUGUAAAGGAACCUGGAUCUCAUUAUGUGCCACUUGUGAGAUAUCCAGUAGAUGUAGACAUACUGUCUGACGACAUUCCCGAGGAGAUUGAACGUAGUUAUGGAGUAUUGAAAGUUAGAUUCAUUAUACGGAGUAAAAUGGAAAAUCGCGCAUUUAUUGGCGUUGUGAAAUACGGUGGUCUUUUGGUAGAUGCAAAAAUAAAUGAUGACAUUAUUGAAAAGGUUGUAACGCUAAAUACGACGCUCCAUCAUCCAGAAAUUAAAAUUAACCUCUACCAGAAAGAUGGAUCAAUGACUACAGAAAAGUAUUUCUAUGUACAAGACGAGAAUGGAAAAAGAAUAGUCCAGAGUAUAGACGAAGUUUAUUAA
Molecule: messenger RNA, 810 nt
Organism: Theileria equi strain WA
Lineage: Eukaryota; Apicomplexa; Aconoidasida; Piroplasmida; Theileriidae
Product: signal peptide-containing protein
Exons: 1
Coding region: 1-810 (269 amino acids)
Source: RefSeq, a predicted model, not a curated record